Aspergillus nidulans FGSC A4 is the source of this 2002-nucleotide messenger RNA. RefSeq names its product translation initiation factor eIF5. Gene Ontology annotation, cellular component: eukaryotic 48S preinitiation complex; multi-eIF complex. The record is from RefSeq and is a predicted model, not a curated record. Bases 523 to 1794 code for a protein of 423 amino acids. Gene Ontology annotation, molecular function: protein-macromolecule adaptor activity; translation initiation factor binding; translation initiation factor activity. The transcript is spliced from 2 exons. Lineage: Eukaryota; Fungi; Ascomycota; Eurotiomycetes; Eurotiales; Aspergillaceae. Gene Ontology annotation, biological process: cytosolic ribosome assembly; negative regulation of translational initiation; formation of cytoplasmic translation initiation complex.
CUCCCCAUACCGGCCUCAUUCUACCCCAUCAGCUUUGGACAUUGAUUCUCGUCAAACUACAAUCCGGAAGCUGCAAACUCGCUUUCUCGGUUUUUACAGCCAUAACCCUGAAAACCACCCGUUGGUUUGUCUCUCUUCCGGCCAGAGAAAGCCACAGAAUCAAGAAAAACCCGAGAAGUUGUCUAUGUAUUCGUCCUGCGUCAGAGAUUUCGAUCACCACCUGCCGCUCAAGCUGCAAACGUUUCGCUCUAUAUCGAAACCUUGUAGUUUCUACUCAAAGUCCUGUGGCUGAAAUCUCGUAAAGGCUCUCCUGCCUUUUCUUCGAUCUACUUCUAGCAAUUCUGUCUAGACAACCGCCACCAUUUCACCACCAAGAAUUAAUCGAGUGACUCGCGGCGUAUGUCUUGUCUCUUGAAGAAUUCUUUCAUCCAGGUUCCCUCCCGCUUCUUCAAUCGCCUCUCGUCGCCUCUUUGAAUCCUCUGAAACAUUAAUUCUCGUCUCUCGUCUACAACAACUGUCAUCAUGGCUCCCAACAACAUCAACAUUCGUCGUGAUGUUUCCGAUCCUUUCUACCGUUACAAGAUGGAGCCCUUGCAGUCUAAGAUUGAAGGCAAGGGUAACGGUAUUAAGACUGUUAUCGUCAACUUGAACUCGGUUGCUGGGUCUUUGAGCCGUCCACCUGCCUAUGUUAUCAAGUACUUUGGGUUCGAACUUGGUGCCCAGGCCAACGCUAAACCUACCGAUGACCGCUGGAUCAUCAACGGCGCUCAUGAUUCCCGGAAGCUACAAGACUAUCUUGACGGAUUCAUUACCAAAUUUGUUCUCUGCAAGAAGUGCAAGAACCCGGAGACCGAUGUCAUCAUCAAGGACGAGAAAAUUAUCCUGGACUGCAAGGCUUGUGGUCAGCGUUCGGAUGUUGAUUCCCGCCUCAAACUCAGCACCUUCAUUCUUCGCAACAACACCUCCGGCAAGGGCAAGAAGGAUAAAUCCACCAAGAAGACUCGCCGCGAGAGGAACAAGGAAAAGGAGGCUGCGAAUGGAGAAAACAAUGGGAGCCCAGGCGAGAGCAACUCAGACAAUGGCGAUGAGAAUGAAGAUGGCGCACUCGAAGCCGGCAGCGACGAUGAGCUUACUCGUCGCAUUAACACUGCCGCUCAGGGUAUUGAAGCGGAGGAUGAAAUCGAGGACGACAACUGGAAUGUUGACGUCUCGGAAGAGGCUGUGAAGGCUCGUGCCAAGGAGCUCCCGGACGACCUGAAGCGCGCUCUUGCUCUUGACGAGGGAGACGACGAGGGUGCCGAUGGCCCUACAGCUUAUGAUGAACUCGGUAGCUGGGUUCUGGACACUGCUACUGAGAAGGGCGGUAUCUCUAAGGUCGAGGAUGUCGAGAUCUAUUUGAAGGCCAAGGAGCUCGGUAUCGAAACCAAGCACAAGACUUUGGCAGUUCUUGCUCAAACCAUCUUUGAUGAGAAGAUUGCCAAGCAGGUCGAUGGCCGCGCCCCUCUGCUCAAGAAGAUGAUCACUUCUGAGCGCCACGAGAAGGCCUUCCUUGGCGGCACCGAGCGUUUCCUCGGCAAGGAGCACCCCGAACUUAUCUCCCAAGUUCCCGCUGUCCUGCUCGGCUAUUACCAGAACGACCUGGUCUCGGAGGAAACUCUUAAGGCCUGGUGCUCCAAGGCUAGCAAGAAGUAUGUGGACAUUCAGACCAGCAGGAAGGUUCGCAAGGCUGCGGAGCCCUUUCUCCAGUGGCUUGAGAGCGCCGAAAGUGAGGAAGAGAGCGAGGAUGACGAGUAAAUCCGUCGUCUGUGGCAACAGUAUAUUUUCAGGGAAAUUCUGGCUUUAAAUACUUUAUCGUCUUCUAUUUCCGACCCUGCGUCCCUCUUUUUGUGAAUGCUCCCAGAUUGCCAACCUUUCUUGUCUGAUUCAACUAGAUGAAACCAGAAGACCCUUGUGGUCCUAGUUUAGUUUUGAAUUGCAAUCACUGCUCUUACUACCUAUCCGC